Molecule: messenger RNA, 2560 nt
Organism: Eurytemora carolleeae
Lineage: Eukaryota; Metazoa; Arthropoda; Copepoda; Calanoida; Temoridae
Exons: 10
Coding region: 226-2475 (749 amino acids)
Biological process (GO): G protein-coupled receptor signaling pathway; visual perception
Cellular component (GO): membrane
Molecular function (GO): adenylate cyclase inhibiting G protein-coupled glutamate receptor activity; sevenless binding
Source: RefSeq, a predicted model, not a curated record
GUCACUGUCGUCGAGAAAUCACAAGUAAGAAAAUAUGGAUAUUUCAUUCAUUUAAAAAGAGACAAAUCUUUGAAUGUAAUCAGAUUUUUCAACCGUGACAGUUUCUUAUAAAUGGACACAGCACAAGGUUUUUAAGACCUGAUUCCACACACAGUUUAACAUAGUAAUUAUAGAGAUAAAAUGUAUGAAAAAAGACGAUUCUCUUGGAGUAAGAAUGAAUGAACAAUGAAAUAUUGUUUUCUCCUUCUCCUAAAUCUCCUCCUAGCCCCCAGAGUACAGGGGAUACAAGAAGGGAGGAGAGGGGUUCUAGUCCUCUUGGAGACUGGAGAUUGUGAAGGAUGUGAUGAGAAGGAUAGAGGAGAAGGAGAAGAAGGACGGGUUCAAUGUGUACCCAAAGUACAAUCUCCGUCUCUGGCUGUGGAAUGGACGGUUCAACGUAUUCAACUCCUUUCCCUGUCAAAACAAGAAAUAGAUUUUGAUAUAAUAAACACAUGCGGUGAUCUUAACAUUGCAAAAUGGCGUCUCCUCCACGCACUCUCCAACUACACCCAUACCUCCAACCUUCAUAUAUUCCUGGCCUCCACCCUCAACCCUCUCCUCCAACCUUCAGUCUCCAACCUAGGACUGGAGUUUUCCCAGGUUCAAUAUGUGUCCCCCCACUCUACCCUCACUACCCUUAGCAGGCUGGUUAGACAGAUGGGUUGGAAACAGGUCGUGGUACUGAGCAGUCCCGGAGAAGGGAUGGAUAUUGGUGGAUCUCUGCUCGGAGAAGAUAUUUGCGUGACACGAACCCUCCGGCUUCCGUCACAAGAGGAUCCUAAGGAUACAUUCUCAAGGAUUACAGAGUCUUUUAGAUCUAACGAAGUUAAAAACGUUCUUCUCUCAGGGUUCGGAGCUGAGAUCUCUAGGUUCAUGAGAAACCUUCAUGAGCUCAAUAUAAGGGUUGGAUUACUAGCACUGCCUUGGGACGGACCUCUCUCCACCCUUGUGGGAGAACAGAUGAUAAACUCAACCAUAAUAUCACUCCUUCCUAAGAACAGCGUGAUGCCGGAGUUUAAUAAGUUUUAUAAAAAGUUUGCAGAAAUAUCCGAGGAUGUUUAUGACAAUCCUCUCUCCUGGCAGUUAGUUAAAGCACUUUACGGAGUUCUUGUUCUCAAUGAUUCUACAAUAGAUGAUACUACUGCUCGGGACGGGUUGGGGUUUAGCCGAGACGGGUUGGAGUACACUGUUGAAGAGUUUAACCCAGAGAAGAGGGUUUGGGAGAAGCUGGGAGUGUAUGAAGAGGGUGAGUUCUCCUGGCCUCGGUCAUAUCAGGUUCAGGACGCAUGUACAAGAUGUAUCUGUGAAAACGGACUCUGGAAGGAUGGAGCUAGAUGGAGAUGGGAAAGUUGGGUAACAGCUCUUGCAACCCUGGCAGGACUUGGGAUUCUUUGCAGUCUGGCAAUAUUUGUAUUUCUGUGUGCACAGUGUGGAGAGGUUUUAGAAGGAGCACAAUCCACAUCCUUCCUUCUCCUCUCCGCUACUGUCAUAACCUUUGCUUCAAUGCUCCCCUACUGUUUCCAACCUGGAAACCUAACCUGUAUUCUCCGAACCCUGGCUCCGGCAGGUUCUCUCACCUUUCUAGUCUCCAUCCUACUUUCUAGAUCUCUACUCCUGGCUACCUCGGAUACAGCAGGACUACCAGGACAUGCUAGUGGUUGUCUCCAAGUUAUCCUUCUCUUACUCAUGCUAGGAGUAGAGGUGAGUAUCCUGGGUCUAGAUUCCUGGCAUCUCCGGGGUAAUUAUCUAAACCUGGAGACCUGUCAUCAUCGGAGCUGGGGUUGGUUGGGUAUGCUAGCCUGGCCUGGAGUUCUCCUCCUGGUCCAAACCUUCCUGUCUCCUGGCAUAUGGAGAUCCAGGAGGAAUUACAAGGAAGGAGUUCUCUUUAGUCUCUCAAGCGUAGCGGUCACCAUAGUCUCAGCAGCCUGGGUCACUGUAUAUAUUCUCUGUGCAGAACUGUAUGGAGCUGAAUGGGAAGAUAUAUCUGUAUGUGCUGGUUUAGUUUCAACUGGAACAGUUAUUCUUCUUGUAAUAUUUAUACCAAAGGUCUACUUGAUGACGGUUUGGGGGUCUGGAGGUCAUGAAUUAAGCCUCCAACUACCUGGAACAACUACCUCUACCCUCCACACCGAUACCCUGGAUUAUAUACCCAACAACUCUAUCUAUAAAACCCCAAUAGAUGAGAAUACUGUUGCCUACGUAAACCUAAGGUCUAGGGAGUCUAGUAAACCCGCCUCUGUUCACUAUGGUUCUGCGUACAUCAUGGGAACCAGGAACCUUAUGGACAGUAAACAGAACCUCACCUAUCAGUUGGAUAGGAAUACGGAACCUGCUGAUAAUAUCAGCUGGGAACCAUUUAAUUCGAAUUCUAAUUAUAUGUCCCAUCCAACUCUGCCAAUUUCCCAGCCUACUGGUAUACCCUCCACCAGACUAUAAUCUGGUAUAACCUCCACCAGACUAUAAUCUGGUAUACCCUCCACCAGACUAUAAUCUGGUAUACCCUCCACCAGACUAUAAUCUG